Molecule: messenger RNA, 1842 nt
Organism: Exophiala dermatitidis NIH/UT8656
Lineage: Eukaryota; Fungi; Ascomycota; Eurotiomycetes; Chaetothyriales; Herpotrichiellaceae
Exons: 2
Coding region: 704-1501 (265 amino acids)
Biological process (GO): proton transmembrane transport
Cellular component (GO): plasma membrane
Molecular function (GO): voltage-gated proton channel activity
Source: RefSeq, a predicted model, not a curated record
CUGGGUUGGUACGCGGCGACAUGCCGUACUAGUAACCGCACUGGCAUGACACUGCAGAGACUCAACCUUCUGGAUCAUCAUUCUCAGUAGUACUUCUGCUGUUCAUGCAGUCGAACACCCGGAAAUCACUACCCGCUCGGCUCUGGGCGGACACUUGAAAGAUUGCGUAUGCGGCGGCGCCCAUCAUAUCAUCACAUUGAGCCGCGUACUGCGUUGCAGUGUGUACAUCGUACAGUAUAUCAGGGUCCUUGAAUCGCACUGCACUGCAACAGGGAAGUCUUUUCCAUCUGUCCCCUGCAGUGAGCAGUACUGAGCCUGCGCCAAAUUUCGUGACUGCGCAGCGCAGCAUUCUAUUCUGAUCUUGCCGCCUACCUCGCUCUCUAUCUAGAAGGCUUUGAUCUAGUCUGGUCUUGUUCGCUGAGCGCAAGCAAGACUCGGAUUAAUUGCGAAGAAUCAGGGAAGCAAUAGCUGAAGCAGACAACCACCCAGGAAGAGUUACCAUCACCAUCGACCAAAAUUGCAUAAUCUUAUCGAUUGAACGUCUACUAUGUCCUAGACCUCUGGGACCAUCACCACACCCGACACCCCGACACCCAGCCCAGCUCAAUUCAACUCAACAACAGUACCUUACUUUCUCCAGCUACUCACUCAACCGACAAUACAGUACAUACCAACUAAUUCCUCUUUCGCUCGAGAACCAGAAAUGGCCAACCAUAACAUCGACGUCGACGCCGAAACCCAAACGACGUCUCAAUCUCACGCUCACGAAUCCUCCCCCCUUCUACCUUCCGACCGCCGCUACCUCACCCGCCUCCACCAAUCUCCCCGCGACUUCAUAGCCUGCCACAUCAUCAAGAUCCACGGCGAAGAGUCGCGCGUCUGGCAGAUCCGACGAUCACUCCAACGUUUUCUCGCAAGCAAAUGGGGCCAUUACUUUGUGAUUUUGCUGGUGGGACUUGACAUCAGCUGCAUCUUUGCCGACUUUUUGAUCUCGCUACAUAUUUGUGAGAAUGCGGGCGACGAAAAAUUCGAUUACAAAGACUGGCAAAAGGCGAAUGAGGCACUGGGAUAUGUGAGCCUCGCGUUUUCGUGUCUGUUCAUGGCGGAAUUGCUGGGGAGUGUUUUUGCUUUUGGGUUUGACUACUUUCGCUCCAAAUUCCACAUCUUUGACGCCCUCGUCAUCAUCGUCGCCUUCGUCAUCGACGUCCUCCUCCGCGGCGGUCCGCUCGAAGAAGCUGGCUCCUUGGUCGUCGUGCUCCGACUCUGGCGAGUGUUCAAGAUUAUUGAAGAGUUUUCCUCGGGCGCGGCCGACGAGGUGGACGAGUUACAGGAGCGCAUUGAGGCGUUGGAACGGGAGAAAGAGGAGAUACUGAAACAGAAUCAACAGUUGAGGUAUCGUGUGGGUUUAAACCGUCGAACUUCCAACAACGAUGGGGAUGAGGAUGGAAAUGCCGCUGAUGGCGGAGCCGUUGCUGGUCGCAUGCCGGUCGGUCCAAGUUGAUGGGUUAGAUUCACCUCGAUGAUUGUGUGACACAAGGUGUCCACCCCCUCCCCUCUUGGACAAGACGUCCGUGUCACAAUAUUCCAAUGUGCAUGUAUACCUAUGUACUGUAUCCAUGCAGUUUUGCGGCCUGCAGUGGCGACAGAGAUGACUAUUACCUUACUUUACACUUCUAUGACAUGCCAGUGCGCCAGUGCAUUGAGGAAAGGCAAUGACUGUUAUGAUCAGAAGGAAACAUAAUGAGAGAUACCUAUACUCCUACUCCGCGACAGUAUCACACGCUGAGCAGCGAAGGCAAAAAAGAGGCUAUACAAAUACCGGUAAUGAUAAGAUGUGAUUCG